AUGGACCCUUCUAAACAGUCAGCCGGGUUGGUUCAUCACGCUGCAGUGGAUCACGGGUAUCAGGAGCUUCAGGAUCUCCUCACACAGUUUUGGGUACAGGAAGAAGUCUCGGGCUCGGGCGAAUCGCACCUCACUCCUGACGAGCAGGAAUGUGAGACUCAUUUCUUGACGACACACAAACGGGACUCAGACGGGCGGUACGUCGUCAGAUUGCCGGUUAAAUCCGCAUCGGGGACAUUGGGCGGGUCUUUUCACACAGCUUCUUCCUGUCUCCAUCGACUACAAUGCAAACUCAAUCGGGAUUCAAGCUACAAGGGCCUCUACGACACGUUUCUCGGGGAAUACGAAUCAUUGGGGCACAUGACUCGAGUCUCGGGCAAUCACGCCCCUCUCGGGCCUAUUUACUACUUGCCGCACCACGGGGUGCUCACCACAAAGUUACGUGUUGUAUUCAACGGGUCGUGCAAUACAGAUUCGGGAAUUUCGCUUAACGACAUUCUGCACACGGGCGCGACACUGCAGCGGGAUAUUUCGGACGUUCUCUUUGAUUGGGACUUACAACGCAUCUUAUGGGUGGACGAGGGCGGGCGGGUCGUUCCAUUCCAUCUCACCACGGUCACUUACGGUACUCGGUCAGCACCAUUUCUCGCGGGACGGGCCCUGGAUCAAUUGGUUACAGACGAGGGCGGGAAAUAUCCCGAAGCUGUCGCCCCUCUUACAAAGGGGCGAUAUGUGGACGAUAUUUACGGCGGUGCUGACCAGCUCGCAGAUCUCAUCACGCAAGCGGAGCAACUCAUCGGGAUUUGUACAGCGGGCUGCUUUCCUCUGGCCAAGUGGCAGAGCAAUCAUCCGGAGCUUCUCACGGCGGUCGGAGCGACCUCAUCAACGGAAAACGCUCGGGUAUUUGAAGAAUGGGAGACAAAAGUCCUUGGUCUCGCGUGGCUUCCUCACACGGACGUGUUCAAAUUCACGGUUCACAAGUACACAACCGGGGACGGAAUCACGAAACGCAUCAUUAUCUCGGAGAUCGCACAAUUAUACGAUCCAUUGGGUUUUCUCUCACCGGUAACGAUUCGGGCCAAAGUUCUCUUACAAAGGCUUUGGUUAGAAAAGUUAAAUUGGGAUGACCUCGUGUCAACGGAAGUUCGCAACUCCUGGGUCGCGUUUCGGCAGGAACUAUCGCAUAUCGGGACGGUUUCGGUACCGCGGUGGCUCAACAUCGCGACGGGUACAUCGGUCGAACUACACGGGUUUUCGGAUGCAUCUCAACUAGCAAUGGGCGCAGCUGUGUACGUUCGGGUUUCGGGCGCGGGUAAUCAAACAACGGUCUCACUAGUCUGCGCUAAGACUAAGGUCGCACCGAUCAAACGGCUCACAAUUCCUCGGUUGGAGCUCGCAGCAGCGGUGCUGCUUGCUAAACUCACACACCACGUGCAAAACAUGCUGGGCCUUGAUGACUCACGGGUAUACCUAUGGACGGACUCAAUGGUAACGCUCACUUGGGUCACUUCUCAUCCUUCACGGUGGAAGGAUUUUGUUCGGAAUCGGGUAUCACUGGCACAGGAGCUCGUGCCACGGGCCCAAUGGAGAUUCACACCGGGUCGGGACAAUCCAGCGGAUUGCGCAUCACGGGGGCUAACCAUCUCACAACUCGCGCGACAUUCAUCAUGGUGGGACGGGCCUCACUGGUUAGCAAAAGACUCAUUCCAUUGGCCAACUCAACGCAUCGGGACGGGGGACGCAGCGGCGCUCGAAGAGCGGCCAGGUCUCACACUCUCACUCGCAACAUCACCCUCACCGGUUUACGAUCUCAUCUUGAAAUACUCAUCUCUCACACGGUUGUUGCGAAUCACCUCAUGGCUCUUCAAGGUGAUUACAAACGUGAAAAGAGCGGGCGACGGUACAUCGGGUUCAGCCAACAUCACACCAGGAGACCUGGAGAACUCACGGCUUUAUUGGGUGAAAGCCAUUCAGGGAGCAUACUUCACUUCAGAGCUUAAAACACUCACAUCGGGCUACACUCUCCCGAAAUCGCAUCCGAUCACGCGAUUAACGGGCUUCAUAGAUCAUCAAGGCAUUCUCAGGGUGGGAGGACGGCGGAAGCACUCAGCCUUACAACCUGAUUGCAAGCACUCAGUCAUUCUCCCUCGGGACUCACCACUUACGGCACUUCUCAUCGCUGAUGCCCACGAGCGCACUCUCCACGGCGGGACUCAACUCACUCUGGCUUAUCUACGGCAGAGCUGCUGGAUCAUCGGCGGGCGUGGGCCAGUACGCUCAUACAUUUUGCGUUGCGUGCGGUGCGUGCGCUUCCGGGCGCUCAAGGCACAGCAACUAAUGGGUCAGUUGCCAAUCUCACGGGUUACGCCGGCAAGGCCGUUUCUCUUCUCGGGGGUCGACUACGCGGGGCCAGUUUCACUCAAAAGCUGGCGCGGGCGUGGGAGCAAAUGUCACAAAGGCUGA
Molecule: messenger RNA, 2463 nt
Organism: Venturia canescens
Lineage: Eukaryota; Metazoa; Arthropoda; Insecta; Hymenoptera; Ichneumonidae
Exons: 2
Coding region: 1-2463 (820 amino acids)
Source: RefSeq, a predicted model, not a curated record